This is a messenger RNA of Pseudozyma hubeiensis SY62, 1068 nucleotides long. RefSeq lists its product as hypothetical. The transcript has a single exon. Gene Ontology annotation, molecular function: RNA binding. NCBI's taxonomy places the organism in Eukaryota, Fungi, Basidiomycota, Ustilaginomycetes, Ustilaginales, Ustilaginaceae. Gene Ontology annotation, cellular component: cytoplasm; nucleoplasm; ASAP complex. Gene Ontology annotation, biological process: mRNA splicing, via spliceosome. The coding region runs from base 1 to 1068 and encodes 355 amino acids. The record is from RefSeq and is a predicted model, not a curated record.
AUGCAACUUGCAACUUUUGUGUUGAAUUCAAGAAAUUCAUUGGGCACGGAUCACCAGCUUCAUGGCCUGCGCUUCCUAUCGUUCUUCUCACCAACAUCGUCAAUACUUGCGCAGAAGAAGGAUCAAGCUCUCUCGAGACAGUCAGAGUGGACUGCCAUGUACGGCCGAGCUGGCUCGAGUCGUGAUGGCGCAAGCACCGAUUCGGCCCCUACCGAUGGUCGACUUGAUCCAUGUUCGGCAUCUCCUCAUGCUCGGAUGAGCCGAAGAAAGUCGCGCUCACAUCAUUCAGCAUCACGAUCACGUUCACUGUCAGACGCCUCCAUGUCGUCUCGCUCGUCGCAUUCUCCAUCGCAUCCCCACAGCUCACGGUCUCGAUCGCCAUCGCCUCGCCAAAACUCUGUGGGCGUUAGUGCCGACCGUCUGGACUCCAAACGUCGCACAAACAAGACAGCAUUACGUAUCGACUUCUUGACCCACAACGUGCGUGAGUCGCAUCUACAUCACAUCUUUGGCUGGUACGGUCAAGUGGAACGUGUUCACCUCACACCGAGUAGAGGCACAGGCAAGGAGCGCGAUGGGUCCGCCUAUAUCUUCAUGUCUUGCGUCGAGGAGGCGGCAAAGGCGGCACUGUACAUGAACGGUGGCCAGAUCGAUGGCGCCAGCCUGACCAUCAAGACUUGUGAGCCGCCAACGGAUCUCCCCAGUCAACGGCCGGAAAUGCGCAGCAGGGAUAGACCGCCAAUCGGCAUCGCCAGCAGAGAUCGACGUGCUGUUCGCCACGAGCCAUACAGAGCGGGCACGGAAUGGCAUUCGCAUCGAGAAAGGGAAGAUUCAUCGCGCGCCAUGCAUCCAGACCGUCAUCGAAUGAUUUCCACUGGUAGGCAGGAUUCGCUUCGAAGUAGCAACGGUUACGACCAGCCGGCACCGAUGCGAAGGUGGGGUCACCCCAGUGAUUCACGACACGACUCGGCACGAGGCAGAGAUCGCUCGGCAUCACCUCCUUUGUCGCCGCGAAGAGGCUCCCAACGACGAUCUUCCGAGGCCAUGCGUGCUUCACCCUCCUACUGA